AUGAAAGGAUCAACGGCAACCCUGUUGCUGCUGCUGCUGGUGGUUGCGGCCACCGCCAACUCCGACCCCGGACCGAUCUGUCGCCCGACGGGCAAAUACCUGGUGGAGAACCCGCGUGACUGUCGCUCGUACUUCUACUGCUUCGACGGCCAAUCGUUCUAUGGUCAGUGCUCCGAUGGGUUCCGGUUCGAUGCCACCCGCCAAUCGUGUCUACCGGCCACCGUCCAGGAGUGUUACGCUUGCCCGGCUCACGGCGCCGGCAAUGUGCCCCAUCCGACCGCCUGUGACAAGUUUGUGCUCUGCUUCCUGGGAGUGGCACACGAGCGCUCGUGCCCGGCCGGGCUACUGUUCAACUCGCACCUCGCCCAGUGCGAUCUGCAGGCCAAAGUGCACUGUAACAAGCGGAACUAG
This is a messenger RNA of Anopheles cruzii, 411 nucleotides long. RefSeq names its product probable chitinase 10. Gene Ontology annotation, cellular component: extracellular region. The record is from RefSeq and is a predicted model, not a curated record. Bases 1 to 411 code for a protein of 136 amino acids. Gene Ontology annotation, molecular function: chitin binding. The transcript is spliced from 2 exons. NCBI's taxonomy places the organism in Eukaryota, Metazoa, Arthropoda, Insecta, Diptera, Culicidae.